Molecule: messenger RNA, 411 nt
Organism: Durusdinium trenchii
Lineage: Eukaryota; Dinophyceae; Suessiales; Symbiodiniaceae
Source: the annotation of a GenBank genome assembly
AUGGGAGUCCGUUUUGCCAAAGCUUCGGGAGCACGUCCCUCGGGGCGACCUUCCGACACCUCACCCGUCCCUCGGCCCCAGGGCAAGAAGGGGCCGCUGCCACCACUGAAAGUGAGCGGCUGCACCGAUGUGACCAUUAGUGGCAUUAUCGCCGGCGAGUACGUCCCGGACACGAGCAACCACGGGAAGGUGGUCUAUAAACGCAAGGAGAAAUCGAAGGGGCUGGAUGUCUUGAUCUAUUUCUGGGAUGAGCGAGACGGGCCUGAGCUUUGUGGCUGGUGGAUUGGCCCCAAGGUGGGCGGUGAUCAGGUUUGGGCUUACCAUCCGAGCUGCACUGCUGGAACGCCCCCAGCUUCCCAGUGGAACGUCCCACAUGACGGGCCAAUUGAUGAGGCCAGAUCGGCGGACUGA